Messenger RNA from Actinia tenebrosa (Australian red waratah sea anemone), 2571 nucleotides. RefSeq lists its product as uncharacterized. Gene Ontology annotation, cellular component: extracellular matrix. Lineage: Eukaryota; Metazoa; Cnidaria; Anthozoa; Actiniaria; Actiniidae. The record is from RefSeq and is a predicted model, not a curated record.
CUUUAGGGCUUUUUUGCAUUUAUGCUUGAUCAAAACUCCCAGACGUCUGAGUUUUUGCCUCCUGUCAGUCAAAGAUUGACUAAAUCAGACUGUCGUACUGUUCAAUAGAAGCCCAAACAAAACCUCCCAACCCAUCCUCUGGGGAUGUUACACUAGCUACUAAUUCUCACCAAGGGUUAAAGCCAGUCAUCAGACAAUGUUCAGCCAGAAUUGGAACUUGUCUGGCCAAAUCUUUGCCUUACCAGUCACCUUGACCAGUAAAGUUGAGCCAGAAAUGAGAUAUGACCAAGAUAAAACUAACUUGCUGUACUGGUGACAGGUGACUGACUGGCUGACAUAACGGUAAUUGAGGGAAAUGGAGUGACUGCUCUCAGUUUAAGAUUAUACUUGUCGAUGAAAUGGAAAUCAUACUUUUAGGUUUCUUUCAGUGUGUAAUCAUUUUUGGGGGGAGUGGGUAGUGGUACAACUAACAACCCACCCUMCCCUCCCUCAACCACUUGGGUCCUGUUUUGAACAUAACUGCAUGACGUAGAGAAAAGCGAGAACACAAAAAAGAAAGUACGAAUUUGCUUUCUCAAAUCCUUUGUGAUGCUCGUUCAUGAAAAUUGUGUUAAUAUCAACAAGAGAAGAAGAAUGUAAUGUCAUUAUAAGUGACAUUGUGCAAACAAAACCGUAAUUUAUGGAUGCCAUAAAAUACCUUUAUUCACACUAUAGCUGGACAAAUGUAGGGUGCUUCUUGCUGUCUCUACUUUUCAGCUUGAAUUUUCCUGGGGRAAAAAAUGCAUUUUCGGCUUGUAGUCUUCUUCCUUUUUGCGCUAUUCUUCAUCCGAAUGCCCACGUCAGAAGGCAAGGCCAAAAGAAACAUAGGUGAACCGGAUUCUCRGUUCGCAGAGCCAGCUCCUAUUGAAGGCGACUGUCCGUGCUCAAAGAUCGCAUGUGUUGGAGACAAAGGUCCAAAGGGUGAUAAAGGUGAUGUUGGGCCCGAGGGUGCUCAAGGUCCCAAAGGUGAACAAGGACCCAUCGGACCAAAAGGUCCCCAAGGAGACAAGGGUGGUAUUGGGCCUAGAGGAUCCACAGGACUUACCGGAACACCUGGAAUAAUAGGCCUUCCUGGAAAAGCUGGAGUGAAUGGGUCGAGAGGAGCAGUGGGACCAAGAGGUCCUCAAGGAUUGACAGGAGCUCAAGGUCCUYGUGGACCAGAGGGGCCCCAAGGAAAUGAAGGUCCUAAGGGUCCUCCUGGUGCAGUUGGAAAGCAAGGAGACAAGGGAGAUAAAGGAGACAAAGGCGACAAAGGAGAUAAAGGAGCGCCGGGACAGAAUGGUGCCAAAGGUCCCAAGGGACUACCAGGGGCCCAAGGCCCAAGAGGACCAGAAGGUCCUCAGGGUAAUGAAGGACCUGAAGGACCCAAAGGUAAUACUGGCCCACCUGGCCCUAGAGGACCCCAAGGUGGGACUGGACCGAUUGGACCAAAGGGACCUAGAGGCCUUAAGGGAAGCCCAGGUCCACAAGGAAAUCAAGGAAAACCAGGGGCUGAUGGGAAGCAAGGGGUGGCAGGACCACAAGGACUACGAGGAGAACGUGGGCCCAAAGGUACUCCGGGAAGCUGCGUAACCCAGUGCGCAGAUAUCAAGAUGCACCUUCUUAAAGAAAUAGAAGACUUAAGGAAUUUUACCAAAGCGCAGAUCAAGGAAUUGCAAAGACAGAUUGAUGAACUAAAGCCAAAACCAACUGCAAGGCCUACCACCCCUCCUCGUGGUAAACUAGGAAGCAGAGGUAACCCUGGACGCUCAUGCAAGCAUAUAAAACAACAUGACAUACGCGCACGAAGUGGAAAGUAUUACGUGGAAACGGACACACCAGCUCGUCAAAGUCUUGUCUACUGUUACAUGGAAAACCUUGGCAUGUGUGGAGGAGGUGGAUGGACUCUAGUCAUGAAGAUUAACGGAAAAAAGCAAACAUUCCGUUACGAAUCGCCAUUAUGGACGAACAGAGUCGAAUACCAACCUUACUAUGGUUUAUCAGCGUUCGGUAUCAAAGAGUCUAAAACAGCUGCAUACUGGUCCACCCCCUUCACGCGCGUUUGCAUAGGCAUGCGCACGGCGAGAUACUCCUUGAAAUUCAUGCGCAUUGACUACAGCGCAAAAUCGCUGUACGAUGUCAUCGCCGAUGGGAAAUACAAAGCGACCAGUAGUGGACGGGAGAGCUGGAAAAGGUUGGUGCAUGGAGCAUCGCUACAAAGAAACUGUAACCGCGAAGGUUUCAAUAUUCAAAUGAGACUGGGGAGUAUCAUUGCUGCUCGGGCAAGAAUCGGAAUCGCUUCGAACCAAGAAAAUGACUGUGGGUCAUGUGACUCGAGGAUUGGUGUUGGAACGGACGGGUCUUUAUGUGGGCAAGAUAGUACAAACAGCUGUGGGAAUGAAGCGCGAUGCUCACCUGACAAUGGAAACAAGAGCAUUAAGACUUACGGAUAUAUUUUUGUACAAUAAUUUAAUAGUAUUUGUAGAUAUUCUUUCUAUCAACAAAUAUUGUAAAAUGCAUGCAAGAGAAAAAUAAACGAUGCAGACUUUUUAA